AUGUACUCGCUGCUGCUCUUCACAGUACUUGUUACUUUUCUCCUCCAGCCGGUGACAGCAGCAAGUCCACUCGUGGACUUCAGUAUGUCUGACAAUCCCUGGGACGGGUCCUACUCCGACAUCGACGACAUACUGCUGUGCGAGCUUUGCUGUCUGCCCUUCUACCAAUGCAUUCACGCCAUAUCACAAAUCCAAUAUGUCGCCGCAAGAACGUUCUACAACGACCCCGGUCUCGUCCCCAUGCCACCGCUGGACCUCGAACAGACGCAAUCAGACCUAGCACCGGUCUACGAAUAUCUCAACCCGGGUCAUGGACAGUCGUUGAUCAAUGAGCACAUCCAGAUUAUGGAUGUGAACGAGACGACUGUGCAGCCAGCUACUGUGCAAGCGCACGUCGAAGAUACUUAUACACCUGGUGAUCGCCUAUCUGCACGACGCAACCGGAAGGCAGUACAAAAGCGCCAAGCGCCUCGCCCUGGCGGGUUUCCUUGCGAUAAAGACGGCUGCAGCAGGACUUUCGACCGUCAAUGCGACCUAAACCGCCAUCAAAAGACCCAUUCGACAGAGUCACCUCAUGUAUGCUCGACUUGCAACAUGGGCUUCUUGUACCCGAAGGACCUACGGAGACACUUACCGACACAUAACGACCCUUCAUCGGUCGUUGCCAAGCAUUACUGUCCUUAUCCUGGCUGCGAUAACCUUGAGGGCUUCUCACGUAGGGACAAUCUUCUGAGGCACCAGCGCAAGCAACACUCUAGCAGCUAG
Molecule: messenger RNA, 765 nt
Organism: Alternaria atra
Lineage: Eukaryota; Fungi; Ascomycota; Dothideomycetes; Pleosporales; Pleosporaceae
Exons: 3
Coding region: 1-765 (254 amino acids)
Biological process (GO): regulation of transcription by RNA polymerase II
Cellular component (GO): nucleus
Source: RefSeq, a predicted model, not a curated record